CCAUCAUACUGCUUCCAUGAGGGGAAAAGUGCUGCAUUUGUACCUCUCGAGUAGAUGCUACCCUGGUGGGUGUGGGCGAGGAAAUGUUUCAAUCCAACGUCAUAGUCCUGGUAUGGACUGAGAUUUAAAAUGCCCUUUAUGAGCAGUUUCCCUCUUCGGAAGGACAAGGAAGGGAAGCAUGAGACUCCCUUUGACUCCCGACGGAGAUGCCAGCAAAGAGUUAAGGGGAGAGAGACAUGGAUCCUAGAGAGGGCAAAAAGGAUCGUGAUUGGCCACACUCUCUUCCUGCCCCGCCCACUUCCCCGGGAAAGAGGAGGACUCCGGGAUCAUUUGGGGGAGCCCCGCGGUGUGUUUAUUUGGAGGGGAGUUUUGGAGGAUGGAUGGAUGGUCAUAUAGGGCUAGAACAGUUCCUGCUGCAGGGACCAGUCUGUAGGAUAAAACAACUCCAGCCUUCUUGGAGGCUGCCUUUGGAGCAUGGAAUUAGAGAUGGAAAUGCAAGACUCAGGUGUUCCAGAGACCAUCAAGGCUGGGAGCGGUGAGGAAUUCUGGAAAAGGGCUCUGCAGGAAAUUCUGCUGAAUGAGGACACGCUCCCUUCAGAUGUACAGCGCCAGCGCUUCAGGCAGUUCCGCUACCAGGAGGUGGAGGGCCCCCGACAGGUUUGCAGGCAACUCCACCACCUUUGCCAUCAGUGGUUCAAGCCAGAGCAACACACAAAAAACCAGAUCAUGGACCUUGUGAUCCUGGAGCAGUUUCUGACCAUCCUGCCCCCCGAGAUGGAGAGCUGGGUGAGGGAAUGUGGAGCGGAGACCAGCUCCCAGGCGGUGGCCUUGGCAGAAGGUUUCCUCCUGAGCCAGGCAGAGGCCAAGAAGCAGGAAGAGCAGCAGGUGCAGGGGCCAUUAGCAGAAGCAAACCCCAAUGUUUCUCCGGCAGAGAAGACUCUAUCAGACACCAGACUGAAGCUGCUGCACGGAGGAAGCUCUCAGGAGGAUCAUGCAGAUUCCACCUCACUGGUUCAUGAAACACUACUGGAAGUGUUGACAAGCUCAUGGCUCCCCUGUGUGGAUGAAGAAACAGCUUCUACCCAACCAGAUCAGGGUGCCGUGUCCUUUGAGGAGGUGGCUGUGCACUUCACGGAGGAGGAGUGGGCUCUGCUGGAUGCAGACCAAAGAGCCCUGCACAGAGCAGUCAUGGAGGAGAAUAGGCAGAAUGUGGCCUCUCUCGCAGGUGGUUGGUGGAAAAGCAAGACUGAAGAAGAAGCAUGCAGAUCAUUGGUGGAAAGAGCGAGAUGUAAAAAGGAAGGACAAUGGAGAAAAGCAACCAAAUUAAACCAGGAAAAGAAGAAUGAAUUUCCUCCUGCACAUGUUGGUGACUGCCAAGAAACAACAAUCCAAGCAAAAGUAGAGAAGGGGAAGCAAAGGAGGAAGCACCUCUCAUGUGAGAAAAGCCUUGGUUGUAAACCACAGCUUAAAUGUCAUUGGAGGAUGAACAGAGCGGAGGAGAUUUUUAAGUGUCUGGAGGGUAGAAAGAGCUUCAGUCAGCACACAGACCUUAUUAAACCUCAAAGAACUCACACUGGAGAGAAACUAUAUAAAUGUAGAGAAUGUGGAAAGAGUUUCAGCUACAACUCAGAGCUUGAGAGACACGUAAGAAUUCACACAGGAGAGAAACCGUUCAGAUGCUUGGAGUGUGGAAAGAGUUUCAGUCGUAGCUCAAAUCUUAGAGAACACCAAGGAAUUCACACAGGAGAGAAACCAUUUAGAUGCUUGGAGUGUGGAAAGAGUUUUAAUUGGAACUCAAAUCUUAAGAAACACCAAGGAGUUCACACAGGAGAGAAACCAUUUCGAUGCUUGGAGUGUGGAAAGAGCUUCAAUCAGGGUUCCCAUCUUAGAGAACAUCAAAAAAUUCACACCGGAGAGAAACCAUUUCGAUGCUUGGAGUGUGGAAAGAGCUUCAGUUGGAGCUCAAAUCUUAAGAAACACCAAGUAAUUCACACAGGAGACAAACCAUUUAAAUGUCUGGAGUGUGGAAAAGGUUUCCUCUGGAGCUCAGCUCUUAGAACUCAUCAAAGAAUUCACACAGGAGAGAAACCAUUUAACUGCUUGGAGUGUGGAAGGAGCUUCCGUCGGAGCUCACAUCUUACACAGCAUAAAAGAAUUCACAUGUGAAAGGAUAUACAUGUUUGUAACAUAGAUAGAGCUUUCUUCUCUCUUCUCCUUCCCAAAGAUGGAGAGUGGAGCAGAGACCCUCUAGCCCAGGGAUUCUCAGCAUUGGUUCCCCGGGUUUUAUUGGACUUCAACUCCCAUGAUCCCCAGCCCCAGUGGUCUUUAGUUGGGGAUUAUGGGAGUUGACGUCUAAUAACAUCUGGGGACCCAAUGUUGAGAAUUCCUGCUCUAGCCAAUACUCUCCUCUUUCCCCACUUCCGAAAGAAGAAGAGUGGUGACAGAGAAGUUGCUGUGGUUUCUGUGGUGGGCAGCACCUGUACAGAGCACGCACCAGCAGAGUGGAGAAAAGGCAUGAUGUCAUGGGGCAGGUCAGGCAAGAGGUAAGAGAGGCAGGCAUAGAUAUGGGGUAUGCCCACAGAAGUUUCUGCUCCCCAGUCACUGCCCCUGCCUAGCUUCAUAAUAAAUGUGUAGCACGUAAAGCUUAUGGUCUGAGAUAAUUUGGAAUGACUCUGUUUUGAAAGGAGUAGACUUGGAAAUUUAGUUGCUGGUAACGUCGCACUAAAACGUCUGUUCCCCAGCUGAAGAAUGUUGCUGGCAUUCUCCGUGCUGUGUUCCAAGGCAGUGAACACUCUCCUUGCUGCUCAAGUUAGUUUCUGUGAACGGGAAGCCAACUGGAUCCCCCUGGAUGGGAAGCCAAAGGACUGGAUCCCCCUGGUGCUGCACAGAGGCAGCUGCUCCCAUCGUAGCCAUCCCCGCCUAGUUCCUCCUCACAUCUCCAGGGCCAGGCAGGCCCCUUCUAUUGGCCCCAGAGUCCACAGGGCCAGCUGGGCAGGCAUGUGGGGAUGUUGAGAAGGCUCACAGGGACACUACCCAUCCCAGAUGGCCCACACAAUUUCCCAGCCAGUUCCAUGGGCCCCUGUGAUACCGGAAAUGUGAGGAACAGCCAGGGAAUGGCCCACUCUGGGAACAGCUGCCUCCACCUAGCCCCAGGAGGGGGGUUCAAAUUCCUGGGAAUGGAGUCCGAUGCAGAGCCCUGAGGGGUACAUUGAAAUUAGCAACUAUUGGGGAGGCCCAGAAUAUCUACCACGAAGCACUGGCGAGUCUGAAAUGGCAAUGAGAGGAGUCUAGUUUGUUUUUAAAUAAGAUAUUUCCAAGAGAAGAUGUACCUAAGGAAAUGUUGUUAAUAAUACAAUAUGAGGUAUCUUUUUUUGUUUACAUGCCAAACAGUUCCCUCCUAUUUAUUUCUGUUUUUUAAAAAAUGCAUACUCUGCCUCAA
Hemicordylus capensis (graceful crag lizard) is the source of this 3439-nucleotide messenger RNA. RefSeq names its product zinc finger protein 154-like. Gene Ontology annotation, molecular function: DNA-binding transcription repressor activity, RNA polymerase II-specific; RNA polymerase II cis-regulatory region sequence-specific DNA binding. The record is from RefSeq and is a predicted model, not a curated record. The transcript has 6 exons. The coding region runs from base 475 to 2166 and encodes 563 amino acids. Gene Ontology annotation, biological process: negative regulation of transcription by RNA polymerase II. NCBI's taxonomy places the organism in Eukaryota, Metazoa, Chordata, Lepidosauria, Squamata, Cordylidae.